This is a messenger RNA of Aspergillus calidoustus, 1644 nucleotides long. NCBI's taxonomy places the organism in Eukaryota, Fungi, Ascomycota, Eurotiomycetes, Eurotiales, Aspergillaceae. The record is from the annotation of a GenBank genome assembly.
AUGUCCUCCAACAACUCCAGGGACCAGCACACAGAGUCGCCAGGCCCUUCGAUAAAGUCCGUCUCCCUUUCCCUCAACUCUUCCAACACAAAAAAGCCUGGCUUCAGCCUCUUAAACACCGCCCGCCAGAAAUCUACCCCAAAACCCAGCGCCACACUCCCCCGCCGCCCUCACAACCUACGCAACCACAAUGACGACUCUGACGCAAGCGGCGACGAAGGACAGCCCGCCUUCGAAUCCGUAACCGGCUUUGACACUCUCACAGGGAAAACGAUCUCGGCUGAUGCGGCACCGGAGAAGAAACCGCUGACGAUCCCCGUCGCGAGCGGGAAUAACUGGCGCGACCGGCCGGGAGUCAUACGAAGGCCGAAGGGGAAAAACCUACUACCAAAGGAGGUGCAGGCGAUGCAGGAAGCGCAGAGGAAAGGAGUGGAUAUCAACGGUGGGGGUGAGGCGGUGGGACCGAGUAUGUCCUAUGGGUUGAGUUUUGCGCAGGGCGCGACUGAGGAGGAGGGAAAGGGGGAAGAUGGGGAUCAGCGGAUGGGAGAGGUUCCAGCGGCGACAGUUGAAGAGGAACCGCGGAAACCGCUUACGGAGGAUGAGAUCGCGUUGCGAGCGCUUGUGCGCGAGAGUAAAGGGCAGGUUGAGGGGCGGUCGGACCUAGUGAUUGAGUCUAGACGAGAUGGAGAUGAUCAUUAUGACGGGCCUCAAAAUGAGACGAAGUCAUUCCGAGCAGAUGUCGCGGCGCGGCCGGAGUCUGCGUCGUUGGACCAGUACAAUGCCGUCCCCGUGGAGGAGUUCGGCGCGGCCCUGUUACGGGGCAUGGGCUGGAAGGAUGGACAGGCUGUUGGGAAGGGCAAGUACGGUGGUGCGGAUCCUGCCAGAGCAAAUACACCUCACGUCCCUGCUCGGCGACCUGGCUUCUUGGGGAUCGGAGCCAAGGAUGUCUCUGGGGGAAAGGGCGCGGAGAUUGAGCUGGGCGCGUGGGGGAAAUCGGCUAUGCGCAAAGGGUCUCGAAGGGCUGGAGAGGAAAAGGAUGGAGAGAGGAAUACAGAUGGCGUUUAUAUGCCUGUGCUUAUGCGGAAUAAGAAGACAGGCGAGACGAUUACUACCGAGGAGCUCACAACUUUGCAGAAGGAAGGGAAGAAACGGGAUACAGAUGACGACUGGAAGGAGAGACGGGAUCGAAAUCUGGACCGAAAUGGACGUGAUCGAGAACGUGAUCGGGAUCAAGAUCGAGACAGGGGCAGUCGGCGUCUAGAAUAUGGAAACGACGAAGACAGUGAUCGGUACGACAUUCGGCGGAAUGGCUCGUCACGGAGAGAUAGAAGUCGGUCGACGAGUGAUCGGGAUUCUCGACGACGCAAAUACGAAGACGACGGUAGGUACUAUCGAGAGCGCGACGGGGACCGUGAUCGGGACCGGGACCGAGAUCGUAAGCGUCGGUCUGACCGCGAUAGGGAUCGGGAUAUGGAUCGGGAUAUGGAUCGGGAUAGGGAUCGCAAAAGCUCGAGAUACUACGAUGAUGACCGGCAUAGCUCAAGACAUUCAUCGUCGAAUACCUCGAGCAGACACCGUGAUCGGGACCGAGACCGCGAUAGCGAUCGUGACUCUCAUCGGCGGCGGAAAUAUGAUGACCGAUGA